AUGCUAAGCGGUGAAUUUGACAGAAUUAUAGGAGACGGUCGCCCACUCCCUCCAGUCAUUACGGACCCGAAAGAAGACGAGGCACUAUUUGAAGAAACAGACCCUUUUGUGGACGGCCCAAUAUCCAUCGACCAUGGGAUCAACUUUAAAGUUGGAAAAGGAACCUUCCUCAAUUUUAAUCUCCUUGUUCUCGACACGUGUCUGAUCACGAUCGGCGAGAACGUGCUCUUCGGACCAAACGUAUGUCUUUACGGAGCUAUUCAUCCAAUGGAUCCUGCAGUCCGCCGAGGCAUUAAAGGACCGGAGGCUGGGAAGGAAAUUCACAUCGAGGAUGAUGCCUGGAUUGGGGGUAAUGUCCUCAUACUAGCUGGGGUCCGCGUUGGACGGGGAAGCACCGUAGGUGCGGGUUCUGUUGUUACAAGGUCACGUAUUGCCCCAGAAGUGAACGGUUUCUAA
Messenger RNA from Talaromyces proteolyticus, 456 nucleotides. Its product is annotated as trimeric LpxA-like protein. The transcript has 2 exons. Bases 1 to 456 code for a protein of 151 amino acids. Lineage: Eukaryota; Fungi; Ascomycota; Eurotiomycetes; Eurotiales; Trichocomaceae. The record is from RefSeq and is a predicted model, not a curated record.